ACUUGGCGACCGCUGCGUGCCACCUGUUUCUCGGACUCUUCAUUUCUCUCCCCGUUUCUCUCCCUCUCUCUCGAUUUCUCUGGAGGCCAAAGCUAAGACCAAGAACCCAAACCAACUGCAUCCCUACGAUUCUCUCGCAACUCGCUGCGCAACAAGGGAAGGUAUCCGCAAGACGAAAGAAGGGAAUUCCCAGAUGAGGUCGAUUGUCUCGCGUUUGAUCUACUCAAAGUCCUCCAUCUCUCGAUUAUACACAUCAGGUCUGUUAAGAAAUGGCAGGUUAUUGUCUACUGAUUCUAAUCAUGUAGAUGAGCCUUUUAAAGUAGAGGAAGCAGAGACACUCAAUGUGCCGCCUCCUCCAUCAGAUAAGUUGCUAGUAUUGGGCGGCAGUGGCUUUGUUGGUUCACAUGUUUGCAAAGAAGCUUUAGAGCAAGGCUUGUCUGUUUCUAGUCUUAGCAGAUCUGGAAGGUCAUCGAUACGUGAAUCAUGGGCUGAUAAAGUUGCGUGGCACCAGGGAAACCUUCUUGUACCUGAUUCAUUGAAGGAUGUUAUGAAUGGUGUAACUGCUGUGAUAUCAUGUGUUGGAGGCUUUGGGUCAUAUUCUCAUAUGUAUAAGAUCAAUGGAACUGCAAACAUCAAUGCUAUCAGAGCAGCUUCUGAGCAAGGCGUAAAAAGAUUUGUAUAUAUCUCAGCUGCUGAUUUUGGUCUCGUAAAUUAUCUGCUACAAGGUUAUUAUGAGGGAAAGAAAGCUGCUGAAGCAGAGUUGUUAUCAAAAUUUACAUAUGGAGGAGUUGUGCUCAGGCCCGGUUUUAUACAUGGGACUCGCCGAGUUGGGAGUAUGAAAAUACCUCUAGGUGUUAUUGGGUCACCACUGGAGAUGGUCCUGCAGCGUGCGAAACCACUCAAUCAAAUCCCACUUGUGGGUCCUCUCCUCACUCCUCCAGUGAAUGUUACAACUGUUGCAAAGGUUGCUGUGAGAGCUGCAACGGAUCCAGUUUUUCCUCCAGGCAUUGUUGAUGUGUAUGGUAUCCUGCGCUAUGGUGAGCAAAAGUGACAUCUCUCCCAGAGGAAAUGGUCACAAAUCAGCACCAUCUCAAGGUUAAAAAUUUGCUAUUGUUCUUCCCAUACAGGCCACAAAGGAUGAUAAAUAUUCGUUUCAUCAAAUUCUGGCCAAGCAAUAAGAAUGCAUGAGUUUAUGCAGAGCUCAACUCCCGUCCGUUUUCAUGCACCCAGUUUUCCAUGAAUGGUUAUUUUGGUGUAAAAAUCGCUUUUCCUUAUAAGAUUUGGUUCUUAAAUUGGCUUCUAUGCCUUGGCUACAUGUCCCAUGUUCUGCCAAAAAUUUGGUCGAUAGCUAAUGAUCUGGCUUGUGAUAA
This is a messenger RNA of Phoenix dactylifera (date palm), 1370 nucleotides long. Its product is annotated as NAD(P)-binding Rossmann-fold superfamily protein. The record is from RefSeq and is a predicted model, not a curated record. NCBI's taxonomy places the organism in Eukaryota, Viridiplantae, Streptophyta, Magnoliopsida, Arecales, Arecaceae. Gene Ontology annotation, molecular function: protein-containing complex binding. Gene Ontology annotation, cellular component: mitochondrion.